This is a messenger RNA of Clupea harengus (Atlantic herring), 14667 nucleotides long. It is a transcript of the gene fras1, whose product is annotated as Fraser extracellular matrix complex subunit 1. Gene Ontology annotation, cellular component: membrane. Gene Ontology annotation, molecular function: protein binding. Lineage: Eukaryota; Metazoa; Chordata; Actinopteri; Clupeiformes; Clupeidae. The record is from RefSeq and is a predicted model, not a curated record. Gene Ontology annotation, biological process: cell communication; anatomical structure morphogenesis.
UAUACCUAUUAGUUCCUGGAAUUAAGUUCAUAUAUUAACUUUUGAGGUUCUAUAUGUUGUGUAUUGAAGCCCCUGUUUUUUUUUCUUUUCUUUCUCUUAAGUCAUAGCCAAUAAGUCAAUAACAACACGACUAACAGCAGAGGGCGCCAUUGCUUUUACUCAGCGGAUCACGUAAAUGCUCACACACCGCAACUAUUAAUUUAAAGGAUUGAGUGGAAACGAUCAAGACGAUUGUGUGUAGCCUACUUAUAAUCCAUCACAAUAUAGCCUGCUUAUCAUAAAUACUAUUGUCAGUGUUUAAACUAGUUUGUGUUUGCCCUGUUGUUAAUGACCACAUUGUAUAUUCUGUAAUAAGCGGUCAUUUGACUGAAGCUAUAUUGACCAGGAUAAAAUAGAGAAUUAGCUAGGGUAAUGCAUUUUAACUCAUUUUCGUACUCUGUCAGUCUCGUACGUUUUCGCACACACUACAGGGGUAACAGAAUCUCAGGUCAGGCGUAGGGCUUAUAAAUAGACUUUUGUCAGUUCAGUUUCCUUGUGGUUUAUCUUUGCCAUGGGUUACUUAACUAACUAGUGUCACUUACUAUCAUGUAAGUAAAAUUAUUUCCCUUACUAAAAGGACUGAAACUAAAUGCUCUGUCCGUAGCAUCAUGCAAUUGGCGUUUAAUUAAUUUUUUUGUUAAAUUAGCACAAAGCACUUCUCUGUGGCAGAGAGGAAUAGGACAAAUCAUAUGCCCUUUAUUAAGAUCACAAUAGGAAACACCGUGCGUUGGAACUUGUUCGGGGGUCCUUUUCCCACAGUGAUGGGAGGGGGGCGUUCUUUCUUUGCAAACCGCCUGCAACAACUAAGCCGCUUCACUGACUCAUUUAAAAGCCUAUGCUGCAGGUUGGAGCGACCAGGAAAAGUCAGCGUUGUUGGAACUAUAAUUAUUAGCCCGACCAAAGGGCUCAUUUUCUCCGCCAUGCAAUACAAACUCUAAAUACACGGAUUUGACUGUCAGGAUUGCGAGCUGCUUUGAAGUUGUGUUGAAAGGUUGGACUGGAUUCAAAACCGCAUCGCAUUCUAGAUCGGAUGCUCGGUGAUACCUGCUGUGUCUGUUCUUGACUUCGGAACUUGUGUCAGACGCCCAGCCGAGACGUUGUCUCGUCUUUUGUGGUAUCGGAACAUUUUUAUGAAUUCAAGAAAACAAUAAUGAUUCGGAUUUAACUAGAGAUCGCAUUUUUCCUUUGGAUUAAUUCCAUUUCAUGCCGUAAGCAUGGGUCUCGUGUGGAUUCUCAUUGCUACUCUCACUGGAAUAGGCACCAUCUCUAAAGAAACAGAAGGAGCGUGCGUCUAUCAAGGCUCCCUGUUUGCGAACAAUACAUCAUGGAGGCCAGAUAGUUGCCAAGACUGCACCUGCCACAGUGACAUUGCAAUCUGCAAGCCUCUACGCUGCCAGAACCCAAAGUGUGACUUCCAGAGGGGAGAGCGCUUGAGAAUACCACCCAGCCAGUGUUGUCCCGAGUGUUUCCCACAGUCUCCCGCCUCUUGUCAGCAUGAAGGAGCCAUCUACGGGCCCAACAGCCAGUGGAGCGGCUCCAAGUGCUCUGUCUGCGUCUGUUCUCAAGGGAAAGUCUCCUGCAGCCCCCCGCCCUGCCCUGCCCUGAGCUGCGGCCCUGAUGAGAGCCCCUUCGUGCCGACCGGGGAGUGCUGUCCCAAGUGUGCCCGCCAAGGAGCGUCCUGCUCGUGGGAGGGUCUGGAGUAUAGGGAUGGGGAGGAGUGGAGGCCCAGCCCCUGCUCCAGCUGCCAGUGCCUCUCUGGACGUGUCCAGUGCUCCACAGCUGAGUGCCAGCCCAUCACCUGCAAGCCAAGUGAGAACCUGGUGAUCCAGCCUGGACAGUGCUGCCCGCAGUGUGUGCCCAACCCUUGCCUGGCGUCGGGGAAGGAGUAUAAGCAUGGUGAGCAGUGGCAGAAGAACAGCUGCGCGACGUGUGUGUGCGACCAGGGCCACUCGCGCUGUCACACUCAGACCUGCCCCAAACUCACCUGCACCAAGGGCGAGACGAAAGUGAAGCGUCUGGGCCAGUGUUGUGAGGAGUGUGCCGCCGCCAAAGGCACCUGCCUGUACGAGGGUGCAGUGCGUUACCACGGCGACAUGUGGAACGGGACCGGCUGUGAGUUCUGCCUGUGUGAGCGCGGCCAGGUGCUGUGUCAACGGGCCGAGUGCGGCCGAAUGGAGGCCUGCCUGCCGGGGGAGGAGCUGGUGCAUUUGCCAGGAAAGUGUUGUCCAGAGUGUAAAGCUGGGCUCAGCUCCUGUGUCUACACACCUCAACAACAACAGGGGCAGGGGAAGCCGAGUCAGAGGCGUCUAGCCGACCUGGAGAAGUUCAGAGAGGGCCCCUGCCGGGAGUGCCAGUGUCGGGAGGGGCGCGUGACCUGCUACCAGCCCUCAUGCCCCACCUGCCCGCUCGGCACGCUGUCCGUCCCGGUGGAAGGGCAGUGCUGCCCUGAGUGCCAGGAUGUGGCAUGCAACCAGGACUGCAUGACGUGCUCCAGGAGCCCGGAGCACUGUGACAGCUGUAAGGACCCCGGGGCUCUGGUGUGGAGCGGCCACUGUGUGCAGGCCUGUCCCCACGGCUUCCACUCCAGCGGCAGACAGUGCAAAGCCUGCCAGCCGGGCUGUGCCACCUGUGAGAACGACUUUGAGUGUUCCUCGUGUGGAGGGUCCCUGCUGCUGAGCAACAGGCAGUGCGUGGCCGCCUGUGAGGGGGGCUUCUUCCAGGACCACACACAGUGCCUGCGCUGCCAUGAGUCCUGUUCCUCCUGCCGUGGUCCCGGUGAAGAGGCCUGCCUGACCUGCUCGAGCUCCGCCCACCUGCUCAAAGAUGGGCGCUGCGUGGCAGAGUGCGGCGUCAGUUUCUUCUCCAGUGGCGGCGGCUGUUUUGCCUGUGAUCCUUCCUGUGCUACCUGUAACCCUGACAACCCCAGCUGUUUGAGCUGCCCCACAGACUUUGUGUUGCAUCAUGGGAAAUGUAUUGCCCAGUGUCCGGAGCAGCACUACAGAGACAGCCACGGCAGAUGCAGAGCAUGCCACAGCUCGUGCGCCUCCUGUUCGGGCCCCUCUGUAUCCCAGUGUUCCUCCUGCUCCGGAGGGCUUCCGCUGCACCGCGGCCAGUGUGUGGACACCUGCGACGAGGGCCUCUUCUCCGGAGACGGACGGUGCCACAGCUGCCACCCCUCCUGCCGGGCAUGUGGGGGCCCCGAGGCCUCUGACUGUGUGCUCUGCCUGAAACCAGAGGAGGCGCUGCAGCCCCGGCUCCCCCACCUCCCCCACGGCUCCUGUGUGGCCCACUGCGGUGCCCACUCUUAUCUGGACUCCGACCGCACCUGCAGAGCGUGCCAUGAGUCCUGUACCCAGUGCACCGCUGGAGGCUCCCAGAGCUGUACUUCCUGCACCCGCCAGGCUGUAUUGUACCAGGGCCAGUGUGUCCACUCCUGCCCACCUGGCUUCCACGCCCAGGACCAUACCUGCCAAGCCUGCCACCCAUCCUGCCAGGAGUGCAGCGGUCCGUCCCAGGCGGACUGCUCCGUCUGCCCGCCCCACGCCGCCCUGCACAACGGCUACUGCAGAACCAGCUGCCCCGAGGGCCAGCACCUCACCGCAGCAGGACACUGCGCAGAGUGCCAGAGUGAAUGCCAGCGCUGCACGGCGGACCUCCAGGCGGGCGUUGGCACAGUCUGCCUGUGGUGUAAGGUGCCCAGGACGCUCCUGCUGGGGGACAGCUGUGUCACUCAGUGCCCGGCACGCCAGUACCAGUGGCACGGCGCCUGCAAGAAAUGUCAUUCGUCCUGUGAAAGCUGCAGUGGGGAGGGCCCCCUGGCCUGCACCUCCUGUGUGGCCCCUGGCAUGCUGCUGCCCACAGGCCUGUGCGGGCCCCAGUGCCCCAUGGGAUACUACGCAGAUGGGGAUCGCGUGUGUCGAGUGUGUGACAGCCAGUGCCUGACGUGUGAAAUGGCGGGAGUGUGCACCUCCUGCCGGGACUCUGCCAAAGUGCUCCUGUUCGGGGAGUGCCAGUAUGAGAGCUGUGCUCACCAGUACUAUCUGAACUCCAGCACCCGCACCUGCAGAGAGUGUGACUGGAGCUGUAACGCCUGCCGCGGCCCGCUGCACACCGACUGCCUGCAGUGCAUGGAGGGCUACGUGCUGCAGGACGGCGUCUGCGCCCCGGGCUGCUCCGACGGCUUCUACCAGGACGGAGAGCGGUGUCUGAGCUGUGAUGACCAGUGUGCGAAGUGCCAGGGCCCCGACCAGUGCCAACGCUGCCAGCCUCCCUAUGCCAGCCUGCAGGGCCAGUGUGUGCGGGAGUGUGGCACGCGCCACUAUCGGAACUCGGCUCUGCAGCAGUGCGCAGCUUGCUCCUCCGGCUGCCUGCAGUGCGAGGGGGAAAGCUGGUGCAGCGUCUGCGAAGAGAACUUCUUCCUGAAAGAUGGCCUCUGCACACCCGACUGCGGUCAAGGUUACUAUGCCGACUGGAAAGGCCGCGUUUGCCAAGCCAACACCCACGCUCCCGUGCUGCACGUGAACGGCUCCCUGCUGGUCCCCGCGGGCGGGGUGCGUCCGCUGGACGCCUGGCUGCUGCGGGCGGAGGACCGGGACAGCCCUGCGAAGAACCUGCUGCUGCAGCUGCUGCAGCCGCCCACCAACGGCCUGCUGGUGCGGCUGCAGGACGGCGGCGAGAGCACGCUGCACCGCGACCAGACCUUCACCCUGGCCGAGCUGCGCGACGGCGCGCUCCGGUUCAGCCACUCCUCCGACAAGCCCCUGAGUGGACAGUUCACCUUGCGUGCAGCUGAUCCUCAGCUUUUCUCGCAACCCGUGGCUGUUCCUGUCCAGGCUGUGUCUCAGCAGCCUCCUGUCGUGCUGACCAACCGGCCCCUGGUGGUUGACGCUGGUCAGUCGGCAGUGGUCUCCCGGACAACUCUGCAGGUGGACGACCCAGACAACCCGCAGGACGUGCUGCUGAUGGUGCUGGAGCCGCCGCGGCACGGCCGACUGACGCGUCUCCACGGCGACCGCCCGCUGACGCAGUUCAAGCUAGAGGAGCUGUGGCGCGAGCAGGUGCAGUACGUCCACGAUGGCUCCGUCGCCCCCGGUGACAGCCUCCUGCUGCAGAUCAACGAUGGACACAGCUACCGGAACCUUCUCUUCCACAUCCAGGUCACCCAAAAGAAUGCCAACACACCUCACAUGCUGUCUCUGCCUAUGACCUGGGUGAGAGAGGGAGGGAUGGUGCAGCUCUCUAAGAAGUACCUGAAGGCCGAGUACAAGGGCUCCAGUGAUGCAGAGAUCCUCUACACCAUAACCACUCCUGACGGCACACCCAAACACGGUGAGGUUCUGCUGGUGCCGCUGCCGGCGGACGGUCCGGUGGCCGGCUGGCACUCGCUCCCCGAGGGCACAGACUCCACACCCACCACCUCCUUCACCCAGCAGGACGUCAAUGAAGGCAUUGUGUGGUACCGCCACCUGGGCGCCAGCACUCACAGGGACACCUUUCACUUCCAGGUGUCGAGCGAAGCCCAUCCAGACACCCUCAGUGAUGCACAGACCUUCACCAUCGGAGUCGUGCCUCAGAUACCUGGCAUGCCCCAGCUCUCAGUCGGAGCUGACCUACAGGUCACGGCUCUCGAAGAUCGCGUGACGUUGAUAACCCCCACUGCUCUGUCCUUUGUGGACUCUGAGACGCCUAGCGACAAGCUUAUCUACAACAUCACCAAGCCCCUCGCCCCUGGCCACGGCAUGGUGGAGCACAGAGACAGGCCCUACAGCCCCGUGCGCUCCUUCACACAAGCCGACGUUGAUGCCGGGAAGAUCCUCUACCGUCCACCCACGGCGCCCUCCCACCUACAGGAGCUGUACCAGUACUCUUUCACUGGUCUUCCCGAGUCGGUGAGCCUCCAUUUCACAGUGUCUGAUGGCGAAUUCACCACCCCUGAGAUGGACUUUGCCAUCUUGCUCCUGGCCAACCACCAUCAGCCCCCCGUCUUUCAGAUCCUGGACCCCGUGCUAGAGGUCACCCUGGGAGGCAGAGCACCAGUCGGAGGGCAGCAGCUGGCAGUGACGGAUGCGGACACGGCCCCCGAUGAGCUGGAGUUUGAGCUGGUGGAGGCUCCAGCGCACGGCAACCUCGUCAGGGUAGACUUCAGCUCCCAGACACCCAUGAGCGCCGGUGACACCUUCACUUUCAGUGACAUCACCCGGAACAUCCUGCAGUACGAGCACACAGGCCUGACAGCCGAGGACGACUCCAUGGCCUUCUCGGUGACAGACGGCAUCUCCAUGGCGACGGCCACCGUGCAGGUGGCGGUGGCGGAGGUGGGCGGCGACGGGCCCAGGAGAGACCCCAAUGCCCUGCUGGCCAUGGAGGUGUCGGAGAAGAGCAGCACGGUCAUCACCCGCUCCCACCUGGCCUACAAGGACGAUAGCUCCAAGGAUGAGAAGAUCCGCAUCCAGCUGGUGUCGGUACCCAUGUACGGCAUCCUCACCCGCAGUGGUGCAGCAUCAGACCCAGAGGAGCUGAGCGAGUACUCCUCCUUCACCAUGGAAGAUAUCAACCGCCGCCGACUACGCUAUAUCACAUCCUUUGAGACAGGGAAUCAGCCCGUCACUGACAUCUUCCAUUUCAUUGUGUACGACGGCGAAAACAAUCGCCUUGACAACCAGAUGUGCACCAUCACCAUCACCUCGGUGCAGAGGCAGCCGCCCGUGGUUACCGUGCACAGUGGCAUCAAGGUUCAGGAAGGGGGCAGGGUCCAGCUGUCAGCCAAUCACAUCCUCGCCACGGACCCGGACACUUCCAAGAAGGAUCUCAUGGUGUGGCUGGUCAGCCCCCCAAAGUACGGCUUCAUCGAGAACACGAGGAGAGCGGGGGCAUCUGGUGGCGCUCAGGUCAUCAGCACAGAAGUGCCCUUCACCGUGGAGGACCUAAACGGCGACCACAUCUUCUACGUGCAGAACGUGCGGCAGGCCAACGUCCACCAGGACAUAUUCAGCUUCUACAUCAGCGACGGUUCCAGCCAGACCGAGGCCUUCUUCGUCAACAUCGACAUCCAGCAAAGUAAGGAGGACAAAGUUCCGAUCGUGUCGGUGAACAACAUCCAGGUGGAGGAGAACUCGGGGGUGGUAAUCACCAACUCCUCGCUGCACGUGCUGGACCUGGACACGCCUGAGAACGAGAUCAUCCUCACUAUCACCAAGAAGCCUUCUUACGGUAAGCUGCGGCGGCGACAGUUCUACUCGCAGCCCCUGGAGAACGGCCGCGUGCUGAGCCAGGGCUCCACCUUCACCUACCAGGACGUGCUGGACGAGCUGCUGGUGUACACGCCCGACGGCCUGGGCCUACGCACCGACGAGGUGCGCUUCUCCGUCACCGACGGCGUGCACACCGAGUCGGGCCGCCUGGAGUUCACCAUGGAUGUGAAGAAGAGCGAAACGCCCAGGGCCACCAUCAACCGAGGCCUGCAGAUGGCAGCAGGUGCCUCAUCAAAAAUCACCGAGCAGCAUCUGAAGGGCACAGACGUGGACUCGGAAAACCUGAAGCUGCGCUUCACCCUGACCAAAGACCCCACCGUGGGCAAACUGCAGCUGGCCAAAGGCAGGAGCAAGGUCCUGCUGUCUGCCCGCGGAGCUGUCAAAAGCUUCACCCAGGAGGACAUCAACAAAGGAUUUGUGGAGUACAUCCACGAGAAGGGUGAGAACGGAGGCAGCUUCUCCUUCAAGUUUAACCUGCAGGACCCCGAGGGCAACAAGCUCAUAGAUCAGUCCUUCUUCAUCAGUGUGCUGGAGGACCGUCUUCCCCCCACGGUGACGGUGAACAAGGGUCUGGUCCUGGACGAGAACUCGGUGAAGAAGCUCACCACGCAGCAGCUGUCUGCCUCCGACCAGGACAGCGAGCCCGGCGAGCUCAUGUACCGCCUGACCAAUCCGCCGCAGCUUGGCCACCUGGAGCACGUCACCUCCCCCGGCACACACAUCAGCACGUUUACCCAGGCAGACCUGGCCUCCCGCAGUGUGCAGUAUGUUCACACCAGUGAGGAAGAGAAACACUCUGAUGACUUCACCUUCACCGUCUCAGAUGGUGCUAAUGAGAUCUCACAGACGUUCUACAUCACCAUUCGGCCUGUGGACGACUCGCUGCCUGUAGUGCAGGUGCCAGGGAUGCGUGUGCAGGAGGGGGUGAGGAAGACCAUCACUGAGUUUGAGUUGAAGGCCACCGACGCUGACACAGAGGAGGACGCCAUCACCUUCACCGUGGUCCAGCCGCCCCGGCACGGCACCAUCGAGCGCACCAACAAUGGCCAGCACUACCGGCAGACCAGCACCUUCACCAUGGACGACAUCUACCAGAAUCGCAUCAGCUACAACCACGACGGCAGCAACUCACUCAAGGACCGCUUCACCUUCACCGUGGCCGACGGCACCAACAUGUUCUUCCUGGUGGAGGAGGGCGGCAAGGAGAUUGUGACAGCUGCCCCUCAGAAGUUUAAGAUUGACAUCCUCCCUGUGGACGACGGAACGCCUCGCAUCGUCACCAACCUGGGCCUGCAGUGGCUGGAGUACAUGGACAAUAAGGCCACAAACCUCAUCUCAAAGAAGGAGCUGCUGACUGUGGACCCUGACACAGACGAUGGCCAGCUGGUCUAUGAGGUCACCACAUCGCCCAAACACGGAUUCCUAGAGAGCAAACUCAAGCCCGCCAACCCUAUAACCACAUUCACUCAAGCGGACAUCAAUCUGGGUCUGAUUCGCUAUGUGCUGAACGAGGGCAGCGUCAAGGAGACCAGCGACAAUUUCAAGUUCCUGGUGAAGGACAGCAAGCCCAACGUCGUCAGCGACAACAUGUUCCACAUUCAGUGGUCCCUCAUCAGCUUUGAGCACAAGAGCUAUAAUGUGAGUGAGAAGGCAGGCACCGUAGCCGUGACCGUGAAAAGGACGGGGAAUCUGAACCAGUAUGCCAUCGUCCUGUGCCGGACAGAGCAGGGCACUGCCACCUCCACAUCCAGUGUUGGCUCUCGCCCUGGACAGCAGGACUAUGUGGAGUAUGCCGGACAGGUCCAGUUUGAUGAAAGAGAGGACACCAAGGUGUGCACCAUCGUCAUCAACGACGACCAGGUGUUUGAGAACAUCGAGAGCUUCGACGUGGAGCUGAGCAUGCCCGUGUACGCCCUGCUGGGCCAGGUCACCCGCGCCAACGUCAACAUCAACGACACGGAGGACGAGCCCUUGCUGCAGUUCGACAAGAAGACCUACCACGUCAACGAGAGCACCGGCUUCGCCUUCGUUCCCGUCGAGAGGAAAGGGGACACGAGCAGCACCGUCUCCGCCCUCUGCUACACCGUUCCCAAGUCCGCCAAGGGCAGCAGCCUGCACGCCCUGGAGUCCGGCUCCGACUACAAGACUCGUGGCAUGUCCAACGACAACCGUGUGAUCUUCGGGCCGGGGGUGAGCAUGUCCACGUGCGACGUCAAGCUGAUCGACGACAGCGAGUACGAGCUGUCGGAGGAGUUCGAGCUGGUCCUGUCGGACGCCUCGGACAACGCACGCACGGGUGGCGUUACGGUGGCCAAGGUGGUGAUCGACGGACCCAACGAUGCCUCUACCGUAUCCCUGGGCAACGCGACGUUCACCUACAGCGAGGAUGCAGGAACCAUUGAGAUCCCAGUGGUGAGGCAUGGCAGUGACCUCUCCUCAGUGGCAUCUGUGUGGUGCGCCACCAGACCCGCCGAUCACGACUCGGCCACUCCCGGCGUGGACUACAUCCCCAGCUCCAAGAAAGUGGAGUUCAAGCCAGGUGUCAAACAGGAGACCUGCAGCCUCACCAUCAUGGAUGAUGUCCAGAACCCCACCAUUGAGGGGACAGAGUCCUUCGUGGUGUUCCUGAGUUCUCCGCAGGGUGCCGUCCUUGUCGAGCCUCACGAGGCGUCUGUCCUCAUCAGCGACACCUUCCUGGACAUUCCCAGCAUGCAGUUUGAGAAGGUGAAGUUCACAGUGAAGGAGAAAGACGGUGUCCUGCAUAUCCCCAUCGUCCGUACCGGGGACCUGUCCUACAAGUCGUCUGUCCGCUGCUACACCCGCACCAUGUCUGCCAUGGUGAUGGACGACUUUGAAGAGAGGAGGAACGUGGAUGACUCCCGCGUCACCUUCCUGAAGGGGGAGAGGGUGAAGAACUGCACAGUGAACAUCAACGACGACUCUGUGUUUGAGCCGGAGGAGGAGUUUCAGGUGCACCUGGGUGCCCCUCAGGGCGAUCACUGGGGUGGAGCCAUGAUCGGAGUGAAUGACGUUGUCACGGUCAUCAUCACCAAUGACGAGGAUGCCCCCACCAUUGAGUUUGAACAGGCCUCUUACCAAGUGCGGGAGCCUCCAGGUCCUGAUGGAAUCGAGGUGCUAAACAUCAAAGUCAUCCGCAAGGGAGACCUUGACCGCACCUCCAAGAUCCGCUGCAGCACCCGGGAUGGCUCAGCCCAGUCUGGAGUGGACUACAACCCCAAGAGCCGAGUCCUCAAGUUCAGCCCAGGAAUGGACCACAUCCUGUUCAAGGUGGACAUCCUGUCCAGUGAGGACAGGGAGUGGCAUGAGUCUUUCACAGUGGUCCUUGGCCCAGAUGACCCCGUGGAGGCUGUGCUUGGAGAGAUCACCACGGCAACAGUGACUAUUUUGGAUCAGGAGGCCGCAGGAAGUCUCAUCCUCCCUUCCCCGCCAGUAUUGGUCUCCCUGUCAGACUACGACAAUGUGCAGGAGGUGACCAAAGAGGGCAGCAAGAAGACCCCGUCUCCUGGCUACCCCUUGGUCUGCGUGACCCCGUGUGACCCCCACUACCCCAAGUACUCCGUCACAAAGGAGCGCUGCGAGGACGCGGGCAUCAACCAGACCUCCAUCCACUUCAGCUGGGAGGUGGCAGCUCCCACGGACGCCAGCGGUGCCCGCUCGCCAUUUGAGACCGUGACGGACACCACACCCUACACCAGCGUCAACCACAUGGUCCUGGACAGUAUCUACUUCAGCCGGCGCUUCCACGUGCGCUGUGUGGCUCAGGCGCGGGACAAGGCCGGGCACCUGGGCACACCGCUCAGGAGCAACAUCGCCACCAUCGGCACAGAGGGCUCCAUCUGCCACACCCCCGUUACCACGGGCACCGCCCGCGGCUUCCAGGCCCAGUCAUUCAUUGCGUCCCUCAAAUACCUGGAUGUGAAGCACAAGGAGCACCCCAACAGGAUCCAGAUCUCUGUGCAGAUCCCCCACCAGGACGGCAUGCUGCCCCUGGUGUCCACUAUGCCCCUGCACAACCUGCACUUCCUGCUCUCCGAGUCCAUCUACCGCCACCAGCACAUCUGCUCCAACCUGGUCACCAUCAAAGACCUGCAGGGCAUUUCAGAGACUGGCUUCCUGGAUGAUGUGUCAUACGACAGUAUUUCCCUGGGCCCCGGCUAUGACCGGCCCUACCAGUUCAACCCUGGCGUGAGAGAGCCCAAGACCAUCCAGCUCUACAAGCACCUCAACCUGAAGAGCUGCAUCUGGACCUUCGAUGCCUACUACGACAUGACCGAGCUCAUUGACGUCUGCGGGGGAUCUGUCGCGGCAGACUUCCAGGUACGGGACUCUGCUCAGUCCUUCCUCACGGUGCAGGUUCCUCUGCAUGUGUCCUACAUCUAUGUGACGGCCCCUCGCGGAUGGGCCUCCCUGGAGCACCACACGGAGAUGGAGUUCUCCUUCUUCUACGACACGGUGCUCUGGAAGACAGGUAUUCAGACUGACAGUGUUCUGUCAGCCAGGCUACAGAUCAUAAGGAUUUUCAUCAGGGAAGAUGGACGGCUGGUGAUUGAGUUUAAAACGCAUGCCAAAUUUAGAGGCCAGUUUAUCCCAGAACACCACACCCUUCCUGGGCACAAGUCUCACCUCAUGGCCCCAGACCACUUGGGUGGUAUUGAAUUUGACCUGCAGUUGCUAUGGAGUGCCCAGACCUUUGACUCCCCUUACCAGCUCUGGAGGGCUACCAGUUCCUACAGCAGGAAGGACUACUCUGGGGAGUACACUGUCUUCCUCAUCCCCUGCACUGUGCAGCCUACUCAGCCCUGGAUCGACCCCGGGGACAAACCCCUGUCCUGCACAGCCCAUGCCCCUGAGAAAUUCCUGGUGCCCAUUGCCUUCCAGCAGACCAACCGUCCGGUGCCAGUGGUCUACUCUCUCAAUACUGAGUUCCAGCUCUGCAACAAUGACAAAGUGUUCAUGAUGGAUCCCUCCACUGCAGACAUGUCAAUGGCUGAGAUGGACUACAAAGGAGCCUUUUCUAUGGGUCAGACACUCUAUGGCAGAGUGCUGUGGAACCCAGAGCAGAACCUCAACGCUGCCUACAAGCUCCAGCUGGAGAAGGUGUAUCUAUGCACAGGGAGAGAUGGAUACGUUCCUUUCUUUGACCCUACGGGAACCCUUUAUAAUGAAGGCCCCCAGUAUGGGUGCAUUCAGCCUAACAAACAUCUCAAGCACAGAUUCCUGCUGCUGGAUCGGAAACAGCCAGAUGUCUGUGAUCGUUACUUCCAUGACGUUCCAUUUGAGGCCAAUUUGGUAUCUGACAGUCCUGAAUUUCACUCCGUUAGCGCAAUGCCAGGUGUUGAUGGCUUCACCAUGAAGGUUGACGCCCUUUAUAAGGUGGAGGCAGGACACCAGUGGUACCUCCAGGUCAUCUACGUGAUUGGACCUGAGUCCAGCACCGGCCCACGGAUCCAGCGCUCGCUGACGUAUGAGCUGAAGCGCAGCCGCCGGGACCUGGUGGACCGGUCGGGCCACCUCACACUGGACGAGUCCCUCAUCUACGACAACGAGGGCGACCAGGUGAAGAACGGCACCAACAUGAAGACGCUCCGGCUGGACGUGGAGCCCUCGGCCACCUUGAACCCGCAGGUGGGCAGCUCCAUCGGGGGCGGCGUGGCCGCCGUCACCCUGCUGGUCCUUGUGCUGCUGGCCACCUGCUUCGUGUUCAGGAAGUGCCACCGUGCCGGCAAGAAGAAGAAGCCACCUAAGGACGUGGCCGAGCAGUACCCCCUCAACACCAAGGUGGAGGUGUGCAUCGAGCGGCUGGAGAAGAACCUCAACAGCAAGAGGAACGUCAACCGGAACGUCAACAUUCUCCACAAGAGCCCCGAGACCUACAAGGUGAACGGCGCCAAGGUCAAGCAGGUCAACCUGGAGGUCAAGCUUCACAACAACUUGAACGACGGCACUGAAGUUUGAUCCUUCGCCAAGAGUAUUUUAUGGAAACCCCCCUUAUUUUCUAUCACUGUUUGUAAUUAUGAGAUGAGAUAUUAUUAAUGUAUUUUUAUACGACCAUUACAAAAGGGAAGUGUGUGUGUCAGCUAUGCAGCAUAAAUCAUUUCACAACUGAGCUACCUCAGUGACAAAAAAAAAGAACUCAAAAAGAAGACUCAAGAACCACUUUUACAUGAUGUCUUCUUCUAACAAAUGGUUUUCCAUCUCUGCAGAUGUCUACAUAAAACAUUGCUUUUCUUUCAGGUACAGCAACAUCACCACAGCAACAUAAUCAGGGGUAGCUCAGGCACCUUUACUCCAUAUUACUUUGAUGAAUGAUUCAGUUAUCUGGCAGUUACUUCUUCUUUUACAACGCAAACACUAUAAAAAAAUAAAGUAUUAAAGACACACAAAGAGUGCCAGCACUUUGGACAAAGCAAGCCGUGUAAAUAUUGUUUUAAAAGUGCAAUUACCUGAUGACAUGGUCAUCCCUUCAUUCGCUGCAGGUGUGAGUGUGGAGUUUGGCGCGUAGCCUCAUCGAUGUUAUUAGCUUUUAACUAAACCACUGGUGUGCCAUGGAUGACUGUUAAGUGCGAUUUUUUUUUUUUCUAAAAUCAAGCAAUUGUCCAAAGCAAUUUGUUCUCAACCCAUCAGAACACUGUCUGUAACUUGCCAUUCUGUGACAGAGCAAAAAAGUGUUUUGAUGAAAUGUGCACUUUGAAAAAAAGAAACUACUGUAGAUUGUAUUGACUGUCCACUAGCUCACUCCAAAUGCUGUUUUGCUCCUUUAACCACGUGAUGGUUAAAAAUACUUAACUACUGUUUUAUACAUGUGUACUCCACUUGCUACAUUGUUAUCUGCCAAAUAACCUCAUGUGGUUUUUUUUUAUUGUUAAAUGUACAUACGCAUUCUGAACACAGACACAACCAUGUUGAUUUUUUCUCAUCAUGUUAUGUUGCGUUAUGACAUAUUGUAUUACCCGCAUUCAAUAUAUAAUGUAUGACCGUUAUUUUAAGUAAUCUUUCAAGAUAUGAUUCAUCUGAUGGAUACGAAAUGGUGCUGAUUUGAGUCCUUCUGGUUUAUGGAAGCUAACCGUAGUCUGCAUGGUCUUCACAGUUAUGAUGGGUGGAGAAAUUGUAUUUCAUUUUUGCUCUGACUUAUUUGUUAUCCCUCUCAUUCUCGCUGUCUUUUCUUAUGUCCGUCUAUUCCUGUUUCGUGUUUGGCCAGCUUUCAGAAUGGUGUGCCUAUCACUUAAGAAUUGGGAGUUUUGGGAGAUUAUUAACAUUGUAUUUUUGGUGCUAUCCUUUCUCAAAAAUAACAAUACUCUAAAUAUGAUGCCUGUAUUCUGUGCCUUUUUAGUAAUAAAGAAAAUGUGAAAUACAUUGA